This is a messenger RNA of Saccoglossus kowalevskii, 4419 nucleotides long. RefSeq lists its product as uncharacterized. The record is from RefSeq and is a predicted model, not a curated record. Gene Ontology annotation, biological process: regulation of DNA-templated transcription. Lineage: Eukaryota; Metazoa; Hemichordata; Enteropneusta; Harrimaniidae. Gene Ontology annotation, cellular component: transcription regulator complex; nucleus. Gene Ontology annotation, molecular function: transcription coregulator activity; protein binding.
CAAAUCGCUGUUUUUUCAAACCGGUUAGCUUGAACAUCCGGUGGUGUAUACGAACUGACAUAAGUCGAACCCAGUUCUAUACUUUAGACGCAAUAUACCCAAACGUGUUUACAUACGCAUGCUGUUGUGGGUAUCCCGCUGUUCCAAUGCAUUUUUAGUUGGGUUGAUGGCUGGCAGUAAAUUAUGGUAAAAGGUUCUGAAGGUAGGAGAGCAAGCACAAGGAGAAGCGUAGACAGUCUACGUACAUUGUCUAAAAAAUCACGUCCCACUAAAUUGACACCUAAAGGUAAAGCCACUUCUUUGAAAUCUCCCUCCACCUCUUCAAAGCAAUCAAAGACUACCAGCAAAGCUACUACACAAUCAAGCACUGAUGUUCAUACUAAACCCGACAAAAAGUACAAAUCUCGCAAGUCUUUUUCCAAGCCAUCACAGUCUCCUGCUCGUGUCAGAUUGAUUCCUACAGUUGGUAUUGUUCCUUUGCCUACAACAGAAAACUGGAAGAGCUAUUCUCACGGAGGAGUUUCCUUUGAACUGAAAAAAGUUGCUGGUAAAGAAGACAUUUUCACAGUAAAAGAUCAUUCAACUCAAGGUCGCAUUGAGAUGAAUGCUCAUGCCCAGAGUCAUAAACCACGCAGACAACUUGCUCGCAAAUCAACUACCAAACCUGCUGGUUUUGAAGCCAAACUCUGUGCUGCAAAGCGUUUAGCUGUUUCCUUACCUGAUAGUGAUACAACACCUCGAAAACGUUCUACAUCACCACUAACUGAUCCUGGAAAACGUUCAGCUUCCCCAUUGGAUAAUACAAAACUCAGUUCUUCACCAGUAUUUGAUUCUGUUAAACCUUUUUCUGACAACACUAAAACUAUUACAGAUGAAACUGACUCUACCAGGUCUCAGUCCCCUACCUUAAGAAAGUUAACAAAAACCAAAGUAGUCAAUGGUGAUAUUACAAAUAAUAAGCUAGACCUUUGUAAUGGAGAUGUUGAAAGAAAAAAGUCAACACUUGGUAAUGGGGCUGUGAGAAAUGAAGAGAAUCCACUCGCCAAAGUAUCACAACCUACAGUUCACCCUGCUGUAAAAAAGCUCCAGAAACCCCAUACUAGGUCUAGAAGUCCUUCACCGUCACAAAGUGCCAACCACACAAAUUCAGCACCAUCCCAAAAUGGCUCCUCAAACAUCAUUCUAACUGCAGACAAUGGUAGCGACACUGACGGCCAAUCUAAUUGCUUAGUGGAAACAUCCGUCAGAAAAUCUACUCGACUGUCAACCUCUCCCUACUGUAGAAGUAAACAAGUUCCUGACUCCAUAGAUGUUCCUAAUUCUAAGCUUCCUGAUAGCAAAAAAGAACAUUCUGAAGAAUUGUUAAACAAAGAUAAGCAACCUACCUCGACAAACGAUAAUCAGUUGAAAUGUAACGAACAGGAAGGACCUGAUGAAUCGGGCAGAAGCUCCCCGGAAACAAUAGACCUUAUUGAUUUAGAUAAUGCUCCUGUAGAAAAACUGUUUACAACAAAGGCUCUUAGUGGUAUUUCAAAGCUAAAGAAAACACUAUAUUGUUCUGAGAAAUUAAAAUCUGUUGUCAAUAAAGCUGUUAACUCACUGCAACUCUCAAAGGCUCUAAAAAAUGUAAGUCCAGUGCCUGAGGAGGCUGUUAAAACUCCAGGAGAAGCUGAAAUACAAGAUCCAGAACUCACACAUGUGAUGCAGUUGGACAAAAUGAACAAUCAUGUCACUGACAAUGUUGAAAUAAAAAAAUCUGAGGAGGAAGGAGACUUAGAAAAGAACCAAGACUGUAGCAAAGUUAAAGUUAACGAUAACCCACGGUUGGAUAACAGUGAACCACUAUUGGUUAAAAAUAGACUAACUGAUAUUGUAGGAAAGCAAAGUGAAGAAAAACAAUUGCUGACUGAUACUUCAGAAAAGCAAAGUGAAGAAAAACAAUUGUUUACUGAUAGAAAGCAAAAUGAACAGAAACAACUUCUAACUGUUAAAAACAUAGAGAUCAUAGACAAGAUUGAGUUGGAGAAAAGUGAAGUUAGCAAGCUAUCCUUGCAGGAAAAAAAGGUUGAAGAAAAAGUCAAACAUAUACCAGAGACAAGUGCAGAGAUAGACGAUGAAAUUAAAGGUAAUGUGAGUAGCAAACAGGAUGUGAAAAAUAAUGAUUUGAAAAAUAAUAUAGUAAAACAAAUACAGGAAGUAAAUACAGUUGGCAAGGACAACGAAGGAUUGGAGAAAAAGAAUACUGAAAUGGGAGUGAUGACAUUUAGUGAUAUUGACAAACUUUUAGCAGGGGAAAAAGAACCAACUGUGACACAAAAGUCCAGUGCAAAGGAAAUUGAAUCACAACAUAAACAGUUACCGUUAGUUGCUGUCAAAGAUGAUCACAAUUCGCAAGUGAAGGGAGUUGAAUUGAAAGAAAAAACUGCACUGGAGGGCAAACCUAAUGAACCAAAAACAGCUAAAAAAGAAUCUUCAAACACAAUUGAAAAACCUGAUGAUAGUAUAGACAUUGGUAUUGAUGAGGAUGUCAGUAUAGUUAGUGAAGUACAUAGGAAUGAUAUCUUGGUGUCAGCAGAUGAAGUGACACUAGUUGGGAAAGAAGAUUGUUCAACGUCAAAGCAAGAGGGUAUUGAUGAGCAACCAAAAGAAGAAAAGAAUAUUGGCAAUAUGAAUGGAUUACAAGAUGAAGCUGUAGUGACAGAAGAAAAUGGAGAUGUAGAAAUGUUAGAUGUAGAAAACAAUUCUAAGAUGAAAGAUGAAAAUCAACCGGAUGAUUCAAAAAAUAGCAUGAAAACAGAAUCCAUGCCACCACAACUUGAUAAAAUAAAAAACUGUCAUGACGACGCACAACAAAUCAAAAUCACUGUUGAAAACAGUAGUGUAGAUUCUCCAGAUAUUGCUGGUGUAUCGACAGAACAGAAAGUCAAGCGAUCUGCGUCGCCCCUUCCAUGUGAAGAUACAAGAGAAGCGAAAAAAGCUAAAUUAUCUGGUUUGAUGAAUCAUGUUGACGAUAAUAAAGCAUCUUUGAGUAAGAAGGCAAUAGAAGAAAUAAUAGCUGCACAGAAAAAGGAAAUAUAUCAGCAUAUAUUAAAAGUCUGUGAAGAACACAGAAUGCAUGAUAAAGCUACUAUUACUGCAUUGAGACGACAAGUCAAUACAUUGUUGGAUCAGAAUAGACAGUGGGAACAACGAGUGAAACAGCUGAGAACAAACACGCAGAUGAAAGUUAAAGAACAGGAGAGGCUGCAAAUGAAAGCACUGAUGCCUAAAAGAGUGGUCCAAAAGGAAUACAGAUCUCUUGGUGUGCAGGUAGAUGUGCUGAAAAGUCGACAUCUGGACAAAAUGUUUGAUAUGUCGUCAAUGGGAGCUGCCCAUCUGUCUUCAAAGACGCAGAGUACACAGGCAGUUUCUACCUCUUUUAUUGCCAAAGCUCCACAACCACCACAACAGGCAUUACCAAGUGCUUCGGCAGCUGUACAUCCUGCUAUGACAACGACUACAGCAAUCCCUGUGACAACUCGCUCAACACCCAUCGUUUUAAACACAAUUGUUGUGACAACAGUUGCAGCUAUUGUGCCCAGUCAAGCAUCACAACUUGUGAGCACUCCCACUACAAGCACUGCAUCAAUGCCACCUGCAAAGCUGACAUCCAUGUUAACAACACCAUCUAUGGUAAUGCAACCCUCUCAACAAAGGCCCAAGCCAUCAACAGUAGUGGUACCCGUUACAACAGUAAAGAGCCAACUAGGACAUCCAGUAGUGACAGUAAUUGCACCAAGCACAGUGGCCUCAACCUCAACCCCUACUCCUACCCCUACCCAAGCCAAAGGAUCAACUCAACCUGUCAAAACAACUCCACCUGCCACUAAGAAUAAAGCUGUGGUGAUUGAUUUAACUGAUGAUGAUGAACCAACACAGUCAAGUACACCAGGGGCACCAAAGCCAUCACCGACAAAACCAGCUGCAUCACCACAACAACAGAGACCACAGCAAUCAUCCCCUCAAAAGCAAACACAGCUUAGGCAGCAAGGACAGUCACCACAAGCACAGCCACAGGGGCAACCACAAAAGCAGCAAGUACAACAACAGCUUCCACAGCAUCAACCAACACAACAGCCACUUAUGGUUUCUCAGCAACUGCAACAACAGCGAUUGCAGCAACAACAAGAUAUUCAAAACCUUCAAAAACAAAUUCAGCAGCAGCAACAACGCAGCAGCAGCAGCAGCAGCAACACCCAAAUCUACAGCAGAUACUAAAUCAGCAAAACCAACAACGAACUCAACAGCAGCAGUUCAUUCAGCUUCAGAAACAACAGCAGCCACCACCAACAACAACAACAACAACAACAACAUCAACAACAGCAGCCGCUCCAACAAUUGAGAAACCAAGUCAAUACAUCUCAAGUAGGGUCUCCGCCA